This is a messenger RNA of Pyricularia pennisetigena, 864 nucleotides long. RefSeq lists its product as uncharacterized. The record is from RefSeq and is a predicted model, not a curated record. Lineage: Eukaryota; Fungi; Ascomycota; Sordariomycetes; Magnaporthales; Pyriculariaceae. Bases 1 to 864 code for a protein of 287 amino acids. The transcript has a single exon.
AUGGCAGAUGACUGGCAAGACCAUGCGCUUUCAACGCGCCAUAUGCAUAACCGCAACUCGCGGCGAGAUUCCAAGGACAAGAAGAAGACGGCCAAUUUUGACGUCCGCAAGACCUUUGGCGACUACGAGGUGAAGUGCACCGCAUAUGACCGGGUCCUGAAGGGUUCCCUCGAGGCCGGCGACCAGGACGAUCUGGACGAGCCGCAGCUAGAGCUUCUCCGCCUGACCGAUGACGGGCAGGGCAUCCUGGGCCAGCUCAAGCUGCCGGGUGUCGUUGCCGCCACCGUCGUGCUGGCCGCCAGCAGGAAGCGGCUGCAGAUCAUCACGGAUCGGCUCUCGGGCGCCGUGGCGGGGGAUGAAGAGGAUGAGGAGGAUGAGGAAGAUGCCAACAGUGCCGACCACGAUGACGAGGACGGUGGCGAGGACGGGGACGCUACGCCGGAUCGGUUCGACACCUUUGAGAAGAACUCGUUCCGCUCUCCCAAGUUCUGGCUCGCGUGGAAUGGCGUGGUGGAUUCCAAGGCGAGGGAGAACGCACCCCCGCUCUCUCCGGUCGUGUCGAGGAAAUCAUCCAAUGCGUUUUCGUUCAAGUCGAGCGCGUACCAGCAUGGCCUCGGCUACGUCGUCUUUACUACCAACGACUGUCGCAGGUUCAAGGGCACUCUGAGCUGUAGGGAGCUCGGUUGGAAGGACGUGAGCCUGAACGGCUUCAAGAGCACCGGCAGAAGCGAAAGCGACAGGCCGGUGACCUGGGCCGGGAAGGAUGUGGAUGGCGAUGCCGGGGCUAGGAGUAAAGCUGGGGUGCAGAUACCCGGUCCCGAGGGUCGGGUCGAUCCAACGACCAGGCGCGUGAUAUUUGACUAA